Messenger RNA from Vicugna pacos (alpaca), 1348 nucleotides. The record is from RefSeq and is a predicted model, not a curated record. NCBI's taxonomy places the organism in Eukaryota, Metazoa, Chordata, Mammalia, Artiodactyla, Camelidae.
AACUGCAGGGAAACCGAGCAUCUGAGCAGGAGGUCCAGGCUUUAGAGGAAGCAUGCUUUGGUUUUUUUUUUCUUCAGAAAAUGACUAAAGGGAAGGUUGGUCUGUUGGUAGCAGAAGGAAGUCAGAACAGAGGUAUUGUGGGGUAGGUUUGUUCAGAACAGAAACCAAAGACCAAUUUUCCUGAGCAAAAGAAAGAACAUCUGCAAAUGAAAUGCUGUUUCUGCAGCUCCCAUUGCUGCUGGCUCUCCUCCCAGGUGCUGACAGCGAGGACGGCUUCCAGGAGCCAGUCUCCUUCCAGAUAAUCGGGAUCUUAUCCUUUUACAACCGUUCCUGGGAAGAAAUUCUGAUCUCAAGUUGGUUGGGGGAGUUGCAGACUCAUGGCUGGGAUAGGAGCUCUGACACUGUCAUUUACCUGUGGCCUUGGUCCAGGGGCAAUUUUAGCAAUGAGAAGUUGAUGGAAUUAGACAACAUAUUCGUACACUCUUCAGUAUGUUUGUUCAGAUAUUUCACAACCGCAUCAUUCAAUGAUCCUUUUGAUAUACAGGUAGCAGGACGCUGUGAGCUGCACUCUGGGGAAACCUCAGCAGGGUUUGUGCAGGUUGCUUAUCAAGGAUCAGAGUUGCUGAGCUUCCAGAAGAAAUCAUGGUCUCCAAAGGGUGGAGGUUGGGCUAAGCUUGUCAGCAGUCUAUUCAAUUUGGACCAAGGUACCUCGGAAAUACUGCACAGGCUGCUCAGUGACUCCUGCCCACGUUUCCUCUUGGGUCUUCUUGAUGCAGGGAAGGCAUAUCUCCAGCGACAAGUAAGACCAGAGGCCUGGCUGUCCCCUGGCCCCAGUCCUGGUCCUGGCCGUCUGGUGCUGGUUUGUCACGUGUCUGGCUUCUACCCAAAGCCUAUUUGGGUGACGUGGAUGCGGGGUGAACAGGAGCAACAGGGCACUCAGAGAAGUGACGUCGUGCCUAAUGCCGACGGGACGUGGUAUCUUCGGGUGUCCUUGGAAGUGGAAGCCAGAGAGGCAUCUGGCCUGAGCUGCCGGGUGAGACACAGCAGUCUGGGGGACCAGGACGUCGUCCUCUACUGGGGGCACCGCAGCUCCGUGGGCUGGAUCUUCUUGGCAGUGACGGUGCCCCUGCUGCUCCUGCCAGGUCUUGCGUUUUGGGUUCGGAAGCGCCGGACACUCUGUCAACCCGCAAGCUCUUGUCUCCCUUUGGAAUGAGAUGCCAGCAGCUCAGGAGCUCGGGAUGUAGCUAAACUCAGCCCAGUGAUGCCGGCCUUCAACUCUCCAUGUACGACUUUUCUUGUUGUUGUUUAUUUCUGCUUAAUGACCAGUUGUCACUAUGAGCAAAGUGUA